Scedosporium apiospermum is the source of this 1020-nucleotide messenger RNA. Its product is annotated as Amidohydrolase. Gene Ontology annotation, molecular function: hydrolase activity. NCBI's taxonomy places the organism in Eukaryota, Fungi, Ascomycota, Sordariomycetes, Microascales, Microascaceae. The transcript has 2 exons. The coding region runs from base 1 to 1020 and encodes 339 amino acids. The record is from RefSeq and is a predicted model, not a curated record.
AUGGCCGGAAUCCCAAUUAUCGACUCUCACAUCCACCUCUACCCAGAGGCCGAGAUGCCUACUUUAGCUUGGCUAAAGCCGGACCAUCCUCUCGCAAGUGAGCAUUCUGUUACCGAAUAUGCCUCUGCCGCGGGCUCUUGCAAGUCUCUAAAGGGUUAUAUCCUUGUCGAGACCGAUCGGAAGCAACAGCUCACCGAGGAGGGAUGGAAGUAUCCGCUGGUUGAGGUAGCUUGGAUGAGCCGAGUAGCGACUGGGAAUGCGCUCGAGGAAGAGGACUUUACCCCUGAAGAUGCGAAGAAGUGCCUGGCCAUCAUUCCCUGGGCACCCGUGCCGAGUGGACCAGAGGCGCUGGAAAAGUAUCUAGCGAAGGUCGAGGAGGCUGCCGGCGAUGCUUGGGGAAAGGUGAAGGGAUUCCGUUAUCUGCUGCAAGACAAGCCUGGUGGAACGAUGUUGACCGAGGAGUUCGUUGGGGGCAUCAAGUACCUUGGCAAGAGAGGAUUCAUCUUCGAGGUUGGUGUGGACCAACACCGAAGGGGAAAGAAGCAGUUGGACGAGCUGGUGGAGUUGAUCAGCCGCGCCCAUGAAGACGUUCCAGACGAAGAGAAGGUGACUUUCAUCAUCAACCACAUGUGCAAGCCAGACCUCACCAUCUAUAACUUGUCUGACAAAGGCUUCACAAACUGGCGCACCGCCAUCUACACGCUCAGCCGAUGCGAGAAAACCUUCAUACAGCUCAGCGGCGGCUUCUCUGAGAUGACCGACUCUCUCAAAAACCAGUCACCGGAUGAGAUUUUUGAAGCUAUUUUCCCCUGGUUCGGCAUCCUUCUGGCCACCAUUGGUGCCGAGAAGCUUAUUUUUGGAAGCGACUGGCCCAUCUCCACGGUCGGUGUCGAAGGAAAUGCCUGGGAAAAGUGGCACGGAGUCGUCAACAGGAUGUGCUAUAUGGCGUCCUUGACUGAGGAGAAGCAGAAGCUGCUUUAUGCUGAAAACGCAAUUAAGGCGUUCAAUCUUGAUGUCUAA